Messenger RNA from Coffea eugenioides, 345 nucleotides. RefSeq names its product protein PELPK1-like. Bases 1 to 345 code for a protein of 114 amino acids. Lineage: Eukaryota; Viridiplantae; Streptophyta; Magnoliopsida; Gentianales; Rubiaceae. The record is from RefSeq and is a predicted model, not a curated record. The transcript has a single exon.
AUGGCUGCUAAUUCCAACUUCUGCUUUGUUCUAUCGUUGAUGAUGGCAUUGUCCUUUUCAAGCAUUCAUGUAGGCGAGGCGGCUCGGCACCUUUUGCAAACUUCCCAACCAACAAUUCCUGCCAUACCUUCAAUACCAUCAUUGCCUUCCAUUCCAAAUUUGCCUACAGGGGCAUUGCCAAACUUGCCAAGCAAUCAGCUGCCACCUCUGCCCACCAUGCCUGCAGUUCCUAAGGUGACCAUGCCACCGUUGCCUUUUGGUUCAUUGCCAAACAUGCCAACUAUUCCCAAUAUCCCUAUCUCCAUUCCUUCAAUCCCUUUCUUCUCACCACCUCCAUCAAACUAG